Molecule: messenger RNA, 600 nt
Organism: Anisakis simplex (herring worm)
Lineage: Eukaryota; Metazoa; Nematoda; Chromadorea; Rhabditida; Anisakidae
Source: the annotation of a GenBank genome assembly
AUGGGUUUUAUUCAUCUGCGUGAUCGUGUACCACAUUCGACGUCGACCAAGAAACUGAGUAAAGUGGAAACCUUGCGAGAAGCUGUCCGCUACAUCCAACAUCUUCAGGAGAUCUUGAACAAUGACAGCGAGAAACCAUUCGAACCUAUUAUUCCAAGUGGUCUCCAAUCUCCGGUCACCGGAGCAUAUGAAUCAGACUCGCAAACCCAGUCGGAACCGUGCACGUCUCAAGAGAACUAUUAUAUGGGAUGCGCUGAUCAAAUGGAACUCGCUGAGUGCCAAUCAUAUCAAAACAUCCACCUGGAUGAUGAUUACAGCGUUCACAACGCACCAACUUAUCACCUAACCCAUCAACAAGGAGUCUAUUAUCAUCACUACAGUAAUCUCCACAGUAAUCCGCAUUCUAACUCUACAAGUCCUUACUACGGAAAUGCAUUCACCAGGAAUUUCAAUCAGUUCGGUUAUGGUCAGUUUAAAUCAGAAAUGUUGCCUUCACCGUCGCCAAACAGUUCAUAUGGAUCGUCAUCGGCAUCGUCAGAUGGCUCCAAUUCUUUAGAAGAGCAACAACAACGAUUUCAUAUGAAACAAUUCGUUAUGUAG